AUGGCCCUAUUCGAGAACAAGAGCGAUGUCUCUUCGAACGGCGGCGAGAAGAAAUCGGGCAGUGACGUCGAGCAAGGGUUCGUGGGCAAUGACGGCGUCAUCCAUCAGGCGGAUUUCGCAACCGGCAUCAGUACAUAUGCCAAACUCCAGAAGCUGGCGGGAAAGUUGGGUGUAGAGCAGAGAGGCAUCGAGAGGGUCCCCGAAGAUGAACGAAUCAACGAUGCCGUCGCCAACGUCGGAACGUUGUGGUGCUCGGCCAACAUGGUUGUAUCCUCCUUCGCCAUCGGCGUCCUGGCUAUUCCUGUCUUCAACCUCGGUUACGUCGACACGGCUCUGACCAUCGUCUUCAUCAACUUCAUGGGCGUCAUGCCCGUCUGCUUCUUUUCAACUUUCGGCCCCAAGUUCGGACUGCGACAGAUGGUUCUCUCUCGAUAUUGGUUUGGUUUCUACGCAGUUAAGCUGAUUGCCAUCUUCAACAUUCUAGCGUGUCUGGGCUGGUCGGCUGUCAACACCAUCGUCGGUGCUCAGCUGUUCCACGCCGUCAACAAUGACAUGCCCGGAUGGGCCGGUAUCCUCGUCAUCGCCAUCUCGACCCUCAUCAUAUGCACGUUCGGCUACCGUAUCGUACACACUUACGAGCGGUUCUCCUGGGUCCCCUGCGCUAUCAUCUUCCUCAUCGUCCUCGGCGUCUUCGCUCACUCUGGAAAAUUCAACAGCAUGCUGCCCCUGAAUUCAGGUCCCGCCGAAGCGGGCUCUGUUCUCUCCUUCGCUGCCAGCGUCUACGGCUUCGCAACGGGCUGGACUUCUUAUGCCUCGGACUACACGUGCUAUUACCCGGCGUCCACGUCCCGCUUGAAGAUUUUUCUCGUCACCUUUUCCGGUCUCUUCUUCACGCUUUGCUUCACCGAGCUUUUGGGCGCCGCCGUCAUGACCGCCAGUGUCUCUGACCCGACCUACUCCGCUGCAUAUGCGAACUCCGGGAUUGGCGGUCUACUCGCAGCCGUGCUCGUCACCCGCCUCGGCGGCUUUGGCCAGUUCUGUCUCGUCAUCCUUGCCCUAUCCAUCAUCGCCAACAACUGUCCCAACAUCUACUCCGUUUCCCUCUCACUGCAAGUUCUUUCGAAACAGACCGAGCGGGUGCCGCGCUUCGUGUGGGUCUUUGUCGGCACCGGCAUCUACAUCGCCGUCAGCAUCCCCGGCUACGAUCGCUUCGAGGCCUGGCUCGAGAACUUCAUGCUCAUCAUCGCUUACUGGCUCGCUAUCUACGAGGGCGUCAGCAUCACCGACCACGUCGUCUUCCGCCGCGGCAUCACCGGGUACGACAUCGAGGACUACGAUACGCCGUCUCGUCUUCCGCCGGGCUUCGCCGCCAUAGCGGCUUUCUUGAUGGGCGUCAUGGGCGCCGUCCUCGGCAUGUCGCAGACGUGGUUUACCGGCCCUAUCGGUAAACUUGCCGGCGGCAACCUUGGUGGUGACAUUGGCUUUGAGCUGGCUUUUAGCUUUGCGUCAGUGUCCUACAUUGGUCUGCGUACGCUUGAAAAAACCGUCUUCAAAAGAUAG
Messenger RNA from Colletotrichum higginsianum IMI 349063, 1560 nucleotides. RefSeq names its product NCS1 nucleoside transporter. Gene Ontology annotation, cellular component: fungal-type vacuole membrane; plasma membrane. Gene Ontology annotation, biological process: transmembrane transport. Lineage: Eukaryota; Fungi; Ascomycota; Sordariomycetes; Glomerellales; Glomerellaceae. The record is from RefSeq and is a predicted model, not a curated record. Gene Ontology annotation, molecular function: transmembrane transporter activity. The coding region runs from base 1 to 1560 and encodes 519 amino acids. The transcript has 3 exons.